Echinostoma caproni is the source of this 939-nucleotide messenger RNA. The record is from the annotation of a GenBank genome assembly. NCBI's taxonomy places the organism in Eukaryota, Metazoa, Platyhelminthes, Trematoda, Plagiorchiida, Echinostomatidae.
AUGUGGGACGAGCAAGAGACUUCAUCUUUUCAAUGCCAAGACGACCGGAAUAUAAAUGGGUUGAUCGGCCCCUUCCUACUAAAUGCCAAUGAAUCUACGGGGAAACGUGGAACGAAACGUCCACCUCAGGAGAAGAUCAGUCGAAGAAUACAAAAUGAGCAGCGAGUGGAGAAAAUUGAGGGUGCUUUGUUAAAACACCCGUUAAUACUCUUCCCGUACAUACAAGCAUCUGUACCGCCUAAAUUGUUUCGUCCCACAUUCAAAAUUCUCGAUAAGACAAUGAAUGCUCCAAAAGCGACUGUCUACAAAACCACGGCAACUUCACCUCGCAGAACACCGUGGAUGGGACAACAAAAAUGGUCUGGUGGUGGCAGACUGGGGAGUAAUGCGACCAGACCGGAUGAGGCAAUUACGGCGGAGUUUUGUGAUUGGGUGAAAGCACUGAACGGAAGUUCCGAGGAUAAUCCCGAAGUGACCACAAUUGCCAGCCUGUUCUCGAGCACUCACGAUGCGCAACCCCCAGUGUCCGCUCCAAUCACCGUGCUCCAGUUGGAAAACUUACCGAUGGAAUUGAAAACCAAAGGAUCCCCACCACCGCAUAUUCUGAUCGAACAGCAGCAAAUGAGGCCUUCGAUUGGAAAACAACGUUUUAAGCAGAGCAGAAUUACGAAAGAGAUCCGAAAGAAAUACGAGAAACUACGCUACGGGGCUUGGUUUCUUCCUCCGAAUGAGUGGAAGGUUCAGCGUGCCGAAGAGCCCCUGCAACCGUCCCCAAUCCUCAGUGAUUCACAGGAAGCCGAACUGAAGAAACGUUCCGUAUCCCUCUACGAUCAGAUGAUUCAAAUGCAUGGCUAUGAAGCGUUCAAACAAUUUGCGGAAAACCAGAACAAAAGGUUUCCACGAGGUGUGCAACAGGCCAACAAUGGAGUGGAAAAUUAA